Tremella mesenterica DSM 1558 is the source of this 1449-nucleotide messenger RNA. RefSeq lists its product as uncharacterized. Lineage: Eukaryota; Fungi; Basidiomycota; Tremellomycetes; Tremellales; Tremellaceae. The coding region runs from base 1 to 1449 and encodes 482 amino acids. The record is from RefSeq and is a predicted model, not a curated record. The transcript has 5 exons.
AUGUCAGAACUCUUCGUCCACCACAGACCUCAAGAUCCAACUACCAGUCUUUCCACAGAAAUCGUCGAAAAUGAUGUCAAGACUGACGGAGUCAACACAGAAUUCGAUCAAGAAGCUCUCACGACGCAAGAUAAUCUCGUCAAUCAGACCAAUGCUAAUGGAACACUGCAAAAUUCAAAAGAUAUUCCACAAGACGCGCGCACUUCACAUAUUGCGCAUACUCGUCAAGAUAGCGAAGCAUCUGCAUCAACGUCCCAACUGCCAAGUCAAAUAGUUUCUUACACACCAGAUCGACCUUCCAAAUCGAGGUCAGAUCGCAAGAUCUUUCUCAAACGGAAACCCCCCACGGACGAAGAGGAUCAGGAUGCACGGAAAAGAUCUAGGAUGAAGAGUACUGACACAGCUGUACUUUUAUCAAAAACUAAUGAGGAAGAAGCCGAGGAUGAGAUGCUAGCUGAGGAGAGAGGUCGUCGAGAGGCUCAGACCAUGAUAAGUUCCGCUGAAAGAGUUCUCAAAAAACCAUUUCGUCCACCAUCUCGAGUACCUCCCAAGUCACCCUCUAACUCAGUCCCUACCCGUCUCACCCGCCCCACUCGUGUCGUACCUCCCAGCUCUCCUUCCACAUCAUCCUCUUCACGUCCUCGCAAAUCCCGGAUAUCCUUACCGUCUCGUAUUCCCGAUUUCCCUGACUUUUCCUCUGUUCAUUUGCCAAAGUACAAACGGUCGACAGGGCUUCUCACUACUUCCAAUCCAUCCUCAAAUCACCACGCACCCCGAUCUGAUUCAAGCCGUAUCGCCUCUCUGGAAAGGGAGCUCUUGUUACUGAAACAAGCCGUGAGAUAUGCUACGGACCCUGAGGAAGAUGAUAAGGUAGAGGAAUUGGUCAAUCUUUGGAGACAAGCCGGGAGAGAUGCUGUGGAGAGGUUGUUUCCACUUCAUCCGACUCCAGAUAAGCAGUCAUCUUCCAUUGGAUCUACUUAUCCAACGAGUGUUUACGACACAUACCCCUCGACGAACGAAGGUGGUGGGGCGAGUUGGGGAUGGGGAUGGGAUUCUAAGAGUCCAAUGAGUUUUGAUGAGAUUCUGAAGAAAGCACCGCGGAACGAAGAGGGUGAUCCUGUGGACCACGAAGGUAAUCUUUUGUUCCCCAUGGAGCCGGAGAAUGAGAUGGAAAGGGUUUUGAAAGAGGCUGCUAGGCCAAUGGUUGGCAGACAAGCUGCGUCGGGCCAAUUUGAGAUACAUCUAAAGAAACGAGAACUCUUAGCUAAUAUCAGACAACCACGUACAUUCUACUCAUCCGACGAAGUGGAAGCCAUAGAUGAAGAUUCGACCAUCCAAGAUCCACCCGAAGCUCCACAAUGGAAUUACGCAGCUCUGAUGAGGUUAUACUCUGUCGAUCCGGGAUUAUUAGGGUGGAACGUCGCUUUGGAAGAUUGGGAUGAGGUGUAG